Messenger RNA from Zymoseptoria tritici IPO323, 1359 nucleotides. RefSeq lists its product as uncharacterized. Gene Ontology annotation, molecular function: transmembrane transporter activity. The transcript is spliced from 2 exons. Lineage: Eukaryota; Fungi; Ascomycota; Dothideomycetes; Mycosphaerellales; Mycosphaerellaceae. The annotation marks the transcript as partial. Gene Ontology annotation, biological process: transmembrane transport. The record is from RefSeq and is a predicted model, not a curated record.
CGUACUUGGCCGCACAGCCGCAAACUCCUCACAACCAUCCUCAUCGGCUCUCUCCGCUUCAUAUCCAGCCUGGCGGCCUCGUCACCUUCAUACGCGCUUCCCAGCAUCUCGACCGAGUUCGGAACCACGCACAACAAAUUUCUCUCCGCGCUGCCCCUCUCGGCAUUCAUUCUCGGCUACGUUCUCGGUCCACUGGUCAUAACGCCGCUAUCCUCGACGUUCGGGCGCGUGCGUGUGUUACAGGCGAGUAGCGUAUGGUUUGUUGUGUUCAAUACGGCGGCCGGGUUUGCGACUGGAAAUGCCGAGUUGGUCGCGUGGAGGUUUUGGAGCGGUGUGGGUGGGAGUGGGCCUGUGACCCUGGGCAUCGGCAUCUUGAGCGAUUGCUGGACGGCCCAAGAACGCACGCGCAUGAUCAGCGUCUACACUCUUCCGGUACAAUUGGGACCAGCCGUGGCGCCCAUCAUGGGCGCGUUCAUCACGAGGCACCUCUCAUGGCGAUGGUCCUUCUGGGUCGUUUCCAUCGCGAGUUGCGUCUUCCAAAUGAUCGGAUGGAUCCUCCUCCGCGAGACACACACUCCCUACAUCAGCAGUAUCAGCUCUGCCGACGAACAAGAAGUAAAUCCCACCAAAAUUGCCAGACACCUCCUUGACGAUCUGCACGCCGCAUUCCUCCGCCCGAUCAAAAUCUUCUACCUCCAUGCUACCACCCAACUCCUCGCCCUUUACGCGGCCUUCACCUACGCCAUCGUCUUCCUCUCCUUCGUCUCCUUUCACAGCAUAUGGGUCGACUCCUACCACCAACGCAGCGACCUCGCCAGCCUCAACUUCAUCGCUUUGGCGGUAGGCGAAAUCGUGGGAUCGAUCUCUAUUCGGCCAUUCAAUGAGUACAUGUAUGCGAGACUUUCGGCUUCCUCCUCAACAAACCAGGAAAAAGCAGGGGAGACGAAACAGUCACCGCCUCCAUCGCCCGACGUCCAUCCCGAAUUCCGCGUCCCAGCCCUCCUCUUCGGCGCGAUCCUCCUCCCUACCGGUCUUCUCCUCUUCGGUUGGUCCGCAUCGCACACGCUCUUCCCAUUGAUCCCGAAUCUUGGCGUGGCAAUUUACGCGGCGGGUGAGGUCAUCGUGCUGCAAUUCACGAGCUUGUACAUUGCGGACGUGUACGAAAGCCGGUCGUCCGAGGCGUUGGCGGGCGCGUAUAUGUUGAGGUGCGUGGUGGGGUUCUCGCUGUCCCUGGUAGGUGGGGAGAUGAUGGAGGUGCUAGGGGUCGGAUGGGCGAAUACGUUGUUAGCCGGGCUGUGCGUGCUGGUCGGGUGGCCGUUGUCGUGGAUGAUCUGGAGGUUUGGGCAGAGGUUGAGGGAG